AUGCAAUUCGAACUCUCAGAUCACCAGCAGCGUGUCAAGGAAUCAGCUCGUGCCUUCGCCCAGGCCGUCCUCAACGGUGCAUCAGAAACCUACUCCCACCUCCCCACGCAGUCCGAGCGGUUUGAGUCCAUCCGGCCUAUCUACAGCAAAGCCGUCGCAGCAGGACAAGUCAAGGCUCUGAUCCCCGCGCCCACUUGGAGGGACAACUAUGGACGACGAACAGCGCCGGUUGGGACGGAAGGAGGGCUGAUCUCCAAUGCGUGGUGUGCCGGUACUGCCCCUGCCGACUCAGAGCCCAAGCCAGCCCAGCUGAACGCUGCAGUCGUCGUGUUACUCGUGACCCGGGAAGACAUCGUGCGGAAUAACCCGGCCGCAUACACUGUGCUUGAGGAGCAGGACUUGAUCGGACAUCCUGCCGUCUCGGGGCCGCACACCAAGUUCGUGGACUUCAGAUUACCCGGCGGGUAA
Messenger RNA from Aspergillus clavatus NRRL 1, 468 nucleotides. RefSeq lists its product as uncharacterized. The coding region runs from base 1 to 468 and encodes 155 amino acids. The transcript has 2 exons. Lineage: Eukaryota; Fungi; Ascomycota; Eurotiomycetes; Eurotiales; Aspergillaceae. The record is from RefSeq and is a predicted model, not a curated record. Gene Ontology annotation, molecular function: oxidoreductase activity, acting on the CH-CH group of donors.